CGCGAAACACCACGACCAUUGUCAUCAGUCAACGUCCUCGGCUCUUCCUACUGUCUGGAGACAGUUUUCAUCCUGAACGAAUUUAUUUGCUUGUUAGACACGAACUGUCGUGAUUUGCCCUUUCAGACUUCGUCCAGCCGAGAACAACUCCAUCGAACGACUUGACCGUUUCCCCCCUAAGCGUUACUCUCACAGAGCCAUCAUGACAACCUACUCAACGGAUCCGGCUCUCUAUAUAUUUACAUCCCUCACUGCUGGAUCCUCCCAUAUCGUCACGGCCACCUCCCGCCUCGAGACCAUUCUCCGAGCCAACCGCGUUCCCUUCAAAGCCGUCGACAUAGCCGUUGAUGAAAAGGCCCGCAUGCUCUGGGGACGUCGUGCAGGGAAAGAUGAGUCGGGUCGUGUCAGAAAGCUACCGGGUCUCGUCCAAGAGGGCCUGGUGCUGGGGGAUAUUGUUGAAAUCGAGGACUGGAACGAGUACGGGGAACUCAAGCAACAUGUAAAGAUUUACUACGAUGAACACACCAUCCCCUCCAUCCACAACAAGCCCAAAGAUCCGCCCAUGACAUUUGGCCCGGCGAAACCGGCUGCUCAACCUGCUGCUGUAGCGGCAGUUGCAGCAGCAGCAGCAGCGCCGCCAGCCGCGCCGCCCCUCCCGAAAGCCGCAACCACGACCACCGGAUCUACGGUAGUGAAAAAGGAGGAGCCCAAAAAGUCCGAAAAAGUGGCGGACAAGGCCACCCUCCCGAUCCGCUCCAUCGCCGACGAGGCCGCCCAGAAAGCCAAGGACCUGCGGCUGCAGUCCCUGCGCGAGAAGGUGCACGGAAGCAAGGCGGCCGCGGAGAAGAAGAAGGAGGAGGAAGAGGAGAAGAAAGACACCGAAGAAGAAACCAAGGGCCAAAGCGCCGCGAAGAAGGAAUUGGCAGGCCUCCAAUCCCCGACGACGGCCAAGUGGAAGACACCCGCCACCGCACCCGAUGCAGCAACAGCAUCUUCUUCUUCUCCUUCUUCUUCCUCUACGGAUGCGCUCCCCGCUGCCGAGACCAUACAAAGCCCUACGACUGGGCGGUGGAAGUCGUCUGAGCCCUUCGAGCCACCAGCGACAAGCCAUAGGGGGUCCGUGCUGGUCCCGGCGUCCGAGACGGAGAUUAAGGCUGUGGAGCAGGCUCAAGCGAUACCCGAGGUGUCGUCGUCUGAGGAAGAGGACGAUGAAGAUGAAGAUGACGAGGACGAUGACGACGAAGAAGACGAAAAAGAGGAAAAAGUCGCCAAAGUCGGAAAAGAUGACAGGAAGAAGGAUGGUGGCAUAGCACCCAGCAAUCUGGCUUGAUCAAACUGCAUCUUGCUUCUCCCGUUUCUGCUGCGAAUCAUUCCCGUCUUGUCUCGACAUUUGUUGGCUCGUCACUCUGCGUCUCCUUUCUUGGCGAUCUGUGGGCGGUUGGGACUGUUAACAGGGGAAGGGAAGAGAGUAGGUGGGCAACCGGUCAACUCGGCAAGCGACGUUAUUUCACACAAGCCAUCUUAACAUUGUUUCUUUCCUUUUCACCUGGCAAGAUUUGUACAACUGAAUGAAUUCCCCCUCUAACAGACUUCGCUUGUCAUGUCGCCGGAACCCUAGUAGAGGCCGUCAUCGUCACUUGCCGUCCCCUGCUGAAACCCAGCAACGGCUUUCCCCUUCCCCUUCCCCCCACGCCCGUUUGCGCCGCUAGCUUCGUUAUCGGAGCCGUAUUCCUCCUCGCUAUCUACAGCCAGCGCCUUGCCCUUGCCCUUGUCCCUCGCUACAGCCUUCCCCUUCCCC
Sodiomyces alkalinus F11 is the source of this 1798-nucleotide messenger RNA. RefSeq lists its product as hypothetical. The record is from RefSeq and is a predicted model, not a curated record. Lineage: Eukaryota; Fungi; Ascomycota; Sordariomycetes; Glomerellales; Plectosphaerellaceae. Gene Ontology annotation, cellular component: cytoplasm. The transcript has 2 exons. Bases 203 to 1330 code for a protein of 375 amino acids.